GGGUGAUAGAAACUGAAUGCAGUAGGCCUACUAGUCCGAGGUGCCCAAGAAGACAGGACCGAAGCUUGAUGAUGACUUUAAACGUAUCCGAGGAAACCUCUCACCGCCGUUGGGCGCAUCUGUGUUCUUAUCAUUCGUUCCAAGCAUAUAUUCUCAAAGUGAACUAUGGAUAAAUCCCCCCAUAACAUACUCACCACUCACAACCAAAAGACCAAGUAUGGAAUAUGUGGUAUCCUUACCGCCAUCUUGUGCUUUCCUUGUGGACUUAUGUUUAUUGUAAGCUCGGAUCGUAAAAAAAGAUGUGCUCGUUGCAACAUCGCACUGCCCUAGAUUGGCACUAGUCGACCAGCUCACUGUGAUUUGUACAUUUACUUCUGCUGGUUAUGCGGACUGCCGUAGGAGCACAGACGAUGGAAGCAUGCCGAUUUGCGAAAUUUACGAUUUCGUAUAGAUACUUCCAGUGUACAUACUCGGAAUUACUUUCCAUCUUCAAUCUCUUCAGCUUUGUGCUUAACUAGUAUCUAUUAGGAUUAGCUCACCAAGUAGGUAGUAUAUACA
Molecule: messenger RNA, 558 nt
Organism: Lentinula edodes (shiitake mushroom)
Lineage: Eukaryota; Fungi; Basidiomycota; Agaricomycetes; Agaricales; Omphalotaceae
Exons: 4
Coding region: 166-330 (54 amino acids)
Source: RefSeq, a predicted model, not a curated record